AUGGCAAGUCUCAGUGAAGAAGCUGCUGCAGCUGGAAACUCACAGCAAGAACUGGGCGCUGAUUUUGUUGUUCAUUCUGAUAUUCCUUCCUCUUCUAAGCAAUUCAAGAACGAAGAAGACUCGAAAGAAGAACGGAAAGAAAACAAGGAUAGCAAGGAGGAAAAACUCAAGUCAACCCUUCUCCUUUCAGGAGCUGUGCUUGCGGUGAUUGGCGCCGUUGUAGCCAUGGUCAAGAAGAGAAAAGAUGCGUGA
This is a messenger RNA of Oldenlandia corymbosa var. corymbosa, 252 nucleotides long. NCBI's taxonomy places the organism in Eukaryota, Viridiplantae, Streptophyta, Magnoliopsida, Gentianales, Rubiaceae. The record is from the annotation of a GenBank genome assembly.